Molecule: messenger RNA, 3278 nt
Organism: Lineus longissimus
Lineage: Eukaryota; Metazoa; Nemertea; Pilidiophora; Heteronemertea; Lineidae
Product: cyclic AMP-responsive element-binding protein 1-like
Exons: 8
Coding region: 99-1031 (310 amino acids)
Biological process (GO): regulation of transcription by RNA polymerase II
Cellular component (GO): nucleus; transcription regulator complex
Molecular function (GO): DNA-binding transcription factor activity, RNA polymerase II-specific; protein binding; RNA polymerase II cis-regulatory region sequence-specific DNA binding
Source: RefSeq, a predicted model, not a curated record
GCUGCUGUUAUACUUUUGACGUGGCCACUACGUAUUCCACAAAUUUAUCCACUCCGAUUGCCGCAAAUUUGUGACGAAAAUCGCGUAACUGAUGACCCAUGGAACUUAACCAAGUCCAAGAUUCAGGAGAAACAACACAACAGACACGAGAGCUUGCGGACAGCCCAACACCCGCCCUUUCAAUUGUGCACGUCUCAAUACCGAACCAAGCAAUUCAGGUUCAGAGUGUUAUCCAGGGACAACCAUCUGUCAUACAGACUGCCUCUGGACAGACCUUACAAGCCAUUCAGCUGGCAACGCUACCCAACAGUGAGUCUGACCAAGACCAAGAGGACAACCCAAGUAAGAAGCGAAGGGAGGCGUUGACUCGGAGACCAUCCUAUAGAAAAAUCCUGAACGAGCUGUCUUCUGAUCCGCCAGGCAUCCCACUCACAAAAGUGGAGGAGGAGGAGUCUAAUGGCAGCCAAGAGAACACAGAGGUGUCCGAGGCUGCCAAUACAAUCACCAUCUCGCAAGGCCCAGGGGGAGGGUUCCAGCAGGCUACAGUGAUCCCUGCUCAGACUAUACAGAUAGCCUCGCACUCUGAUGCAGCGACCCAAGGCCUACAAACACUAACAAUGACAAAUGCUAACAAUGCCACCCAGGCAACACAAGGAGCCACAAUCGUGCAAUACGCCCAAGGUCCUGAUGGCCAGUUUUUCAUUCCGGGUGAGUUCCUUUCAGUUGCUGGAACAAAUGUCCAAGCAUAUCAGAUCAGUACGCCUACAACUCUGCCUCAGGGUGUUGUCAUGGCAACCAGUGGAACAACGUUAGGUGGUUCUCCGGGUGUGGGAGAAGAGGCCUCGCGGAAACGUGAACUCCGGUUACUGAAAAAUAGAGAAGCUGCACGAGAAUGUCGGCGGAAAAAGAAGGAUUACGUAAAAUGUUUAGAGAAUCGAGUUGCAGUACUUGAGAAUCAGAACAAAGCACUCAUCGAAGAGUUGAAAUCAUUGAAGGAGUUGUAUUGUCAGAAAGAGGCAGCAGUGCAGUGAUGAGAAUUAAAGUCACCGUGUGACACGAAUAAAAUGUAAAUAUCAAUGAAUAUGUGACAACGGAACAGGAGUGAUCGUGACAACGUCGUCCUCGUCGUCUGACAUCUGCCAUAUCGUAUGAUGAUAAACGGAGGGAGGUGCAUGGGACGUCAUAUCAUAAGCGGGCCUUACUGAACAUUCUUGUGGUUUUUUGUCAUAAUGUGCUGCGUUAUCUUGUGAUAUACCUGCAUUAUGGUGGGCGCUUUUUGAGCUUUUAUGGACACAAACCAUCAUGUGAGGUCAAUUUUGUUCAGAUGAGUGCCUUGAAGCAGCUCCUUAUAACCUCAGAUUGAUUCCUGUAGAGAUCGUAAAAAUUCUAAAAGCGCCACCUUGACUUGAACACAUGUACUAGUAUUACAUGGCUUUAUGAUGUAAUAUUGUUGGUUUGUAAUAUUGGCAAUGAUAUUCUUGGCAAUGUUGUGACAACUUAAAGGUAAAUAAGUGCUGCUGUUUCAUGGGAAUGAAUCAACCUUGUAGGGAUUCUGGGGUUAGUUUUAUAACAUUUAUAUUUUUGGAUAAAAAAACAAUCUCAUUAUGUUAUUGCGACUAAAGGAAAUCUGACCUGGUGUUAUGUGGUAUAAAUAAUGUCUUAAGUGAAUUUUUUUCAGAUUUCUUUCACUUAGAAUGAUUCUAUCCCUUCAUUUGCUGUGAGAAAUCAGAAUAAAUUUUAGGCCAUUGUAUCAAUUCUAGAAAUAAAUGAUUUUGUCGCACAGUUUGCCACCCAAAGUUCAGGAAUUGGUACACAAGGUCUAUAUAACUCAUCUCAAGAGACAUUUGGGAGUUGUGAAAACGCUAAAUCAAAAGUAUGCAGAAAGUUCAAUUUCACAAAACUGCGAAAUAAAUUGGCUGAAAAUAUUUCUGGGUUUGAAGUAAGCUUUUUACAUGUUGAUUAGAAAUCAUUUAUCAAUGUCUACUUCAGAGAUGUGUCAUCUUUUGAUUGAAGUACACGUUUGUUGUUUGUAUUCCAAUGUAUUUUAAAAAGUUGCGGCUUUAAAUUUUAUUGAAUUUAGAUCGAAAGAAGUUUCAGGUGUAGAACCUAAUGACUGGCCCUGUAGCAGGUUUAGUUAGCCAUGUUGUGCAUUUAUUCGUUUUCAACUCGCACAAAAAUAAAACUAAGAACGGGGUGCGCAGUAUUGGCCAAACUUAAUUUGAAAUUGUAGCACAGGAUAGCUCUCUUUGUGAAUGUCCUGCGAGUAUGAUUUCAGUAAUGGUUUGGCAUGUUUGGUAGAUAUGAACUUCAAUGUCGACAGCUGUGUAAUAGUUGGUUGUGAUGGCCAUCAGUAAUUACCUCGACUCUUUUAGAACUACUCAGAAGUACUCAUGUCAUAGCUACAAAAGAUUUCAAGUUGUUAUUUUGGUGAGAAAUCGCACAUUUUAUUUAUUUAUCGCCAGGUAAAAAUUCUUCAGUUAGUGUGUACCUUCAUCUAUGCAAGUAUGUUUGGGUCGGGGUUUAAAAUCGAACAGUUAAUACAGUCGAUCUUUCCAUGAACAAUUUUGAGGAUAUUGCCUUGAAUCAGCACCUCGAUACACAGAAGUUGGAACAAAAUUUCCAUAUUUUUGUUAGGUCCAGACUCAUGUGCAGCCAGAUCAAGAAUCUGAGAAAGUUUAUUCCAACUUCUGCCAAUUUCAUGCUUUUUAGUAUCGCAGGCCUGUCUACUUUAGGGCAAGAGGACUGAGAAAACCCAACGUUUUGUACAGACUUGUAAUCUAGGAAAAAUUUGGACGAUAGAGAGAGGAAAAAAUAAUCACUUUAUAUGUUUUUGAUAUGGAAUUGUAGUACAGUUUGUAAAUAAAUGCUUUAGUGUGUAGAUUUUGUACGUUUUAUUCUCACAAGAUGAUGAUUAUCGUGUGUCGAAUAUUGUUGAUGAAACGUUGAGCACGUUUUAUACUUUUGGGACGUCCAUCUGCCCUUAAAUUUUAUCAAGAGUCAUUUUUAAAAAGGAAGUGUUUUGAGGCAAAUAUACCUCAUAAAGUUGAAAAUAAUCCACCUUGAAGCAGCAGUUUCAAUUGACAUAAAUAUUAUUUCAGCAGACUUGCAGAGAAAAGAUUGGUUCUUUAUGUUACUGCCAAGGACUACACUUUUUGUCCUCAACAUUAAUCAGAAACUGUAGUGAACUCGUUUUGAAUAGACUCGCAGAAAACAGAUAACUGUUAUUCCAACUGAACACGAUAUGUACAGGUCAAUGUCAAAAAUAAAAUGUUUUCAAA